GGAAAGGCAUGUGUGUCAUGGUGAGCUGAGCAAGCUUCGGUGGCGAUUGACGUCAUUACUGCGUGUCAAUGUAGAUUCAAGAUCAAGACAAAGACAACGCCGUGGCGAUAACGAAGCCCUUGGAGCAAACGCUUUAAGAUGUUCACAACUCUCGUUCUGGCGGGGGUGCUCUCCAUCUGCACGGCCUUAGGGGAGGCACGGACCAACGGCAGCAGUGCGGUCGUUAGUGAAGCUCGUUCUCUGCCGGCAAACAGCACCUGUGACGUCAAUGGGACCAGCUUUCUGUGCUCACCGCUGGAGUGCGUGGGUCUCGACCUGACCUGCGACGGCGUGCCCCACUGCUCCAACGGUGCAGACGAGGCUGUCACGCUAUGUGGCUGUCUGAGCAACGAGUUUUCCUGCGGCAACUCCUGCAUCGACAUUCUGAAGCGUUGCGACACGAAGGACGACUGUCCUGACGGCAGGGACGAGCAAAACUGCGGUGGCCCGUGCGCACCGGAUCAGUUCCGCUGUUCCGGCGGACGCUGUGUCCAGCAGUCGGCUGUCUGCAACGGCGUCUGCGACUGCGCCGAGAGCUGCGCGGACGAGAAGACGUGCGAUCGCCGCUACACCGUCACGCACGGCGUGGUGCAGUGCGUGGACAACCGGACGUGGCCCUGCUACUCGCCCCGGCAGGACAUGCCCAUGACCUGCAUCGGCUCCGAGUUCAUCUGCGACGGCCAGGUGGACUGCCUCACAGACGGCGUGGUGCACAUGUCCGACGAACAGAGCUGCCGAGCGCCUGGGGACGCGGCAGCGUGUGAUUCGGGGGAUUUCCGCUGUGGAGAUGGCCGCUGUGUGCCCCGCACAGCACUGUGUGACCACAAACCCGACUGUCUGGAUGGAGCCGACGAGGCCAGAUGUGCCGCGCCGGCCUGCGCCCCACACCAAUGGCGCUGCUCCAGCGGCCAAUGCGUGCCCGCGAGCGCCCGCUGUGACCUGCGCUUCGACUGCUACGACCGCUCGGACGAGACACAGUGCGAGACGAUCGCCUGUCCAGCUCACCUCAGGCGAUGCUCCAGUGGACAGUGCUUAGCGGCGCACAAAUGGUGCAACCACGUGACAGACUGCUGGGACCACAGCGACGAGACGGCCUGCGCCGCACCGUCCAAGUGCGGUGUUGGGGAGUUCCGAUGCGCCAGUGGCCAGUGUGUGCCGCUGCGGGACCGCUGUUUCCAGUCGGGUCUGCCCGGACGCGGCUGCGGGGACGGCUCCCACCUUGUCGACUGCGACCGCUGGAAGUGUCCGAGCACAGAGUUCAAGUGCACAAACGGCCCAUGCCUGAACAUGAGCCUUGUCUGCAACAACAGGAUUGAUUGUGCGGAGAGCUGGAACGACGAGGACCCUUGCACGUUCCAGUGCUCGGAGGACGCGCGCUGCCAGUGUCGUGACGUCACCAUAAACUGCACAGGCCUGGCCAGGAUCGCUCCACCUGAGCACAUCGAGUCUCAGAUCACCAUAUUCGAUUUUCGAGACAACAGAAUCGACCUCCAGAAGAGCUUCCAGCUGUUUUUGCGGUACGAACGGGCGGUUAAAUUAUACCUCAGUUCCAACGGUAUUCGGCGCAUACCUCCGAUGGUGUUCCGGAACAUGUUCCGUCUGCAUGUUCUCGACCUGCGGAACAACGAAAUUACCGCCAUCGAAAACCACACGUUCUUCGGCCUGCAAAACGUCAAAGCAAUUUACCUGGAAGGCAACCGGAUUCAGACUGGUUCAAGACAGCUCUUUCCUGGGAUUGUCAUCGCUCAAUAUGCUGGAUCUCAGUGGCCAGAUGUUGGACUAUCUGCCAUCACGAUCAUUUAUCGGCCUGCGUCGCCUUGUCAACCUCAAUUUAUCCAACAACGGGCUGCGAAAACUAGAAGUUGCCACCUUCACCGGACUAAAUCAGCUUCUCGUUUUGGACAUCAGCGACAACCAGAUUGAGGGGCCCCCGCGGGACGUGUUCAGGAGCUUGGUGUCGCUGCACCAUCUGGAGACGGACAUGUUUGGUCUGUGCUGUCUGGCUCGACACGCCGAUACAUGCCUGCCAAUGGCCGACGAGUUCUCCAGCUGCGAGGACCUCAUGUCCAACAUCGUGCUGCGCUCCUGCAU
Pollicipes pollicipes is the source of this 2130-nucleotide messenger RNA. RefSeq names its product G-protein coupled receptor GRL101. Gene Ontology annotation, cellular component: plasma membrane. Gene Ontology annotation, molecular function: protein binding. NCBI's taxonomy places the organism in Eukaryota, Metazoa, Arthropoda, Thecostraca, Pollicipedomorpha, Pollicipedidae. The record is from RefSeq and is a predicted model, not a curated record.